AGCCGCUUUAGCUCAAGAUCGGAUCCAGUUUUUUGCCCCCGCGUGAUCGCAGGCGCCCGGUGGCCACGAUGGCCCUGAAGCGCAUUCAGAAGGAGCUCGCGGACCUGGGCAAUGAUCCGCCUGCGAACUGCUCGGCGGGACCAGUCGGAGACGACCUGUUCAACUGGCAGGCCACCAUCAUGGGCCCUCCCGACUCGGCGUACACGGGCGGCGUGUUCUUUUUGAACAUUAGCUUCCCCUCCGAUUACCCGUUCAAGCCCCCGAAGGUCCACUUCACGACGAAGAUUUACCACUGCAACGUCAACUCCAACGGCGCCAUCUGCCUCGACAUCCUGAAGGACCAGUGGAGCCCGGCCCUGACCAUCUCGAAGGUGCUGCUCUCCGUCUCGUCGCUGCUCACAGACCCGAACCCGAACGACCCCCUGGUGCCGGAGAUCGCCCAGUCGUACCUGAAGGACCGCGCGAACACGACCAGACGGCCCGCGAGUGGGUGCAGAAGUACGCCACCUAAGGGGCCUUGCACGCCAGCCUUCGCUGCCCGCGGGCCCCGCGGGGGGGGGGGUCGUGGCAGGUCGUAGGCACACAGCGGGCCACAGAGGGCUUCUGGUCCCACCGCCGUGCGCCCGCUUGCCCGCAUGCACACCUCAUCCUCUGUCUGUCUGUCUGUCUCUCUCUCUCUCUCUCGCUCGUCCUCCCUUUCGUCUCACCACCGCCUCCCCAUGCAUCGCGCGCGGCGAGGCGUCGCACAGUGCCACGAAUUCGGCAAAUACCACUCAAGUCAACAUCCAGAUACUCCAGACGUCGACAUCAACAGAAGAGCGGUGAAGAAAAAGGACACCCCGACCCUCUGAGGCUCCCAGAGUCACGGCAAGUUGGGGAUGGAUAGGGGAACAAAAAAUGACAUAAACAUA
Molecule: messenger RNA, 911 nt
Organism: Prorocentrum cordatum
Lineage: Eukaryota; Dinophyceae; Prorocentrales; Prorocentraceae
Source: the annotation of a GenBank genome assembly